GACCGAGCUCAGUUUACCUACCCUGACCCCCCUCCCUCCCCCGUCGGCAGGGGCCGAUUCGGAUCUUCACCCCGCUAACACUCCAAUAAAUCGCCUCGAUGCGGGGGAGCGCGCCCCCAAAGAGCGCGACGGACGUGGAGAUGGCGUUGCAUCGCAUGGGAUGAACUCUUCUUCCCCGGCACCGGUCUAGGAAUUUCUCCAUGAUGCUUUGAAUUUAGCCUGAACUCCGGCCGCUUCCAACCCAUUACCCAGCGUAUCACCGCACCACCCAGUUCCGUGUUGCCGGAUGACCUCGUCUCUGUCCACACGGCGGUCCGGUGCGUUGGCUAUAACGCCAUGGUAUAACGUAUUGUAUUGAUGGAGAAAUUGGCGCGAUGCAAGGCACUCACUCUGUACCUGCAUGUUGUUAUAAGGCCCGCGGGCCCCUUCUCUCACGGAGGACCGGCGUCGCGCUCUGCAGCCAGCAUUCGCCUCCUCCGUAGUUUGUCGCGAUGAUCAUCUCCCUCAAGACGGCCCUCGCGGCCUUGCUCCUCUCACCUCUAGCAGCACAAGCCCGCCCGAGAUGCCCGACGCGGGAUGAGAGGGAAUGGGUCACCAUCUGGGGAACCAUGCCCCAGCUCUGCGAGCCAGCCAACCUGCCCCCGGCGCCCUUUAACAAGACGGGCCGCGUCUUCCGCGACGCAACGCUUCGCCAGACCGUCAAGGUCUCCCUCGCGGCCGACACCCUUCGUCUCCAGAUCAGCAACGCCUUCGGCGGCUCCGACCUGCCUGUCACCGCCGUCACCAUCGCCCGCACGGCCAACAACACGGCCGGCACGAGCGGUGUCGACACCGGCUCCCUCCAGGUCGUCACUUUCUCCGGCAGCGGCGGCUUCGUCGUCCCCAACGGCGCCAUCGUCUUCUCGGACCCGAUCGAGCUCUCCGUCGCGGCGCAGUCCAUCGUCUCCGUGACCAUCUACCUCGCCGACGGGCAGACGACCAACAGCAUAACCGCGCACCCGGGCAGCCGGACGACCUCGUUCCUCGUCAGCGGGAACCACGUCGCCGACCAGGACAUCGGCGCCAACGCCACCCGGACGGACCAUUGGUACCUGAUCAGCUCCAUCGAGGCCUGGUUGCCCAAGGGCGCGUCGGCCGUGGCCAUCGUGGGCGACUCCAUCUCCGACGGCCGCGGAUCGACGACGAACGCCAACGACCGCUGGCCCGACCGGCUGCUGGCGCGGCUCAAGGCCGAGCCGUCGACGCAGGCCAUCGCCAUCGUCAACGAGGCCGCAGGCGGGAACCGCGUGCUGGCCGACGGCCUGGGCCCGAACGGCCUGGGUCGCAUCGACAGGGACGUCAUCGCGCAGUCUGGGGUGCGGUACGCCAUCGUCUUCAUCGGCGUCAACGACAUCGGCACGGCGGCCACCACGGUGGCCGCCCAGGAGGCCGUCGGCGACAGGCUCGUGGCGGCGUACGACCAGAUCAUCACGCGGCUGCACCGCUUCGGCAUCGCCGUCUUCGGGGCGACCAUCACGCCGAUGACCGGGGAGGGCCAGACGUACGGGGACCCGGAGCGGGAGAGGACGAGACAGCGGGUGAACGAGUGGAUCCGGACCAGGGGGCGGUUCGACGGGCUCGUCGACUUUGACGAGGUCGUGAGAGACCCCACGGCGCCGGAGAAGCUGCGGGCCGAGUACGACACGGGCGAUCACCUGCACCUCAACCCGGCCGGGUACGAGGCCAUGGCCGCCGGCGUCGACCUGGCGCUGUUCGAGAAGUUCAAGGACGGCGUUUGGGGCAUGGCCUAGAAGGCGGCGGGCGGGCGCGCGGGCGCCCUCCAGCUCAUUGUGCGGAGGAGAAGAGGAAGUCGUGGUGAGUCAGAGGGUGUUUUGUACGCGAGUCGACGUCGACGAGAAGGAUUCGCCAGACCGCGCGCGUCUGCUGUAUGUGUAGCGUGGCGAUUGGAUGGCAGAAUGCACCUCCCGUCCAAGAGACCGUCCAGUGGCAGAAGCGGUAUUAGUAGCAUGCGACCUGCGACCUAUGCGGCCCAAAUAAGAGCAAACCUUAAUAAAAUGUUGAUAUGUUUCUCAAACGCAAAUCGGCCCUUGCCUGUGGAGCAUUCGUGGAAGUCGGGGUUGC
This is a messenger RNA of Colletotrichum navitas, 2121 nucleotides long. RefSeq names its product GDSL-like Lipase/Acylhydrolase. The record is from RefSeq and is a predicted model, not a curated record. The transcript has 2 exons. Lineage: Eukaryota; Fungi; Ascomycota; Sordariomycetes; Glomerellales; Glomerellaceae. The coding region runs from base 492 to 1790 and encodes 432 amino acids.